AUGGCGAAGAAGGAUGUCUCACACCUCAGCCGUACCAGCAAGAGAACACAUCACACAUCUCUACCAUCGCUCUUCCGGUAUCUGGAAGCUCGUGGCAACAACAAGAUCAAGAUAUUCUCCUCGAUCCCCGGCCUCUACGCCCUUGCAAGGAACAUCAGUCAUGUCAGAAUACUAGAACUCGAGACGGACGAACUCGUCUUCUACUACCACUGUGUGUUGGCGUUCGAGGAGCUGAAUCCAGGAACCGUGCAGGAACCCUUGCCACGACCGUCCUGGUUACCGCUCCCCGACAUCCAUGCCUGCCAGCUUGUCGCAUUGCCACCCGUGACCUGUCUUUCGGAGCUCACUAUCCAUUUGGGCCUUUUUAAAGGCUGCAGCUAUACCUUGCCCAGCGCUAAAGAUCCUCGCGCGACAUUCGCCCAACUCUGCUGGUUGGUGUCCAUCAAUCCUGGAUUGAGCCUUCUGGACUUGGAAAGUGUUCCCGUGAAGGAUCUUGGAGGAGGCCGGCGUCUUGGAAGGGUCAUUGCUGGGCUAUCCAAGAUACGACAACUGCGUCUUGGGAUCAUCUGUAGCGACGACAAUUAUUUGGAGCUGGGAUCGUUGCUCUUGUUCAGCUGCCAGCCGUCGAUUCAGGAAUUGGCCAUGACUGUCUGCCUUAAUGGCAAGGACGAUGCCACUCAAUACCACAGCAGUCAUUGGCAGGAAGUAGGCGAUGAUGCGAUAGCGGUUCCCAGGAUGAAGGAGCCAUUGGUUCAUCUGGAGGUUCUGAAGGCUCACUACUUGCGCGAUUGGCACUCUUUGACCGCUAUCCAUACGGUUUUUGCGCAUUGCCCCAACAUCCGGAAACUGGAAGUCACCAUCGCUGGGGACCAGAGCGCAGAUAUGAUUGGAUUGAUGAUUGCCGCGGUGUGUCGCAAGAUCGAGUCGUUAACCUAUGGAGACGUCUGCGCGACCGUGUACGAUCCUGUGCCAUUCAAAAUCCUGGAUUCUUUACCCGCCCGACAGGUUACCGAAUUUCGUUACGGCGGGCUCCUCUCCAACGUCAACGCUCCUGAGGUAAACUUGUCCCUGCAGCGACACUCAACAACAUUGAGAAGGAUUGUGGUCCAAGGAGACGGUAUUCAUGGUAGAAUCUCCCUUUCUGCAAUCUUCAGUGAGUGUCAGAACCUUGAGAUCCUCCAUAUCAAAUUCGACAGAAAUGCUGGACACUACAUCACGUUGUCAGAUGCCGUGGAGGCUCCUUGGAGAUGCACCAAACUGAGCGAGCUCGUCCUCGGUAUCAGCGGAUGCGACCUGCCCGCCCUCCGCCAAGGGAUCCUGGCCUACUACCUCCGUCCAUCUCCAGUCGCACUCACCCCAGCAGAGACGCAGCACUUUUCCCGACUCGAGACUCUCUACAAACAGAUCGGCAAACUGACAAGCCUACAAACCCUAGGCCUGCAAAUGGUCAUGCUUGGUCAACAUGAACGAGUGGAUAGGGAGUUACAGAAGGUUCCCAGGUCGUUCCCUGCCUUGAUGAGCGUUGGAGAUCCGUUCGGAGGCCGACCUGGCUAUCUUCACCACCUUUGUGGGUUGAAGAGAUUGGAGAGGCUUGAGGGAUCGGUGAGGGUGGAUGCGAAAGAGACAAAAUUGACGGUUGACUGGCCGGAAGCGUCGUGGAUGAGUGAGCAUUGGCCGCUGCUUAGGAGGGCUGAGUUUUUUGCGCGGGGAGGGGAAAUUAGGUAUCCGUUCAAGUGGCUACAAGACCAGCGCAAGAUGAGUGGGCGGGAGCAACUUGUACUGGUUUAA
Messenger RNA from Linnemannia hyalina, 1788 nucleotides. Lineage: Eukaryota; Fungi; Mortierellomycota; Mortierellomycetes; Mortierellales; Mortierellaceae. The record is from the annotation of a GenBank genome assembly.